This is a messenger RNA of Equus caballus (horse), 1377 nucleotides long. RefSeq names its product PNMA family member 6A (gene PNMA6A). NCBI's taxonomy places the organism in Eukaryota, Metazoa, Chordata, Mammalia, Perissodactyla, Equidae. The record is from RefSeq and is a predicted model, not a curated record.
AUGGCGGUGAGGAUGCUGCAGGACUGGUGCAGGUGGAUGGGCGUCAGCGUUCGCACGGGACUGCUCAUCCUGGGCAUCCCGGAGGACUGUGAUGAAGCCGAACUCCAGGAGUCCGUGGAGGCGGCCCUGUGGCCCUUGGGUCACUUUACCGUGCUGGGCAAAGUGUUUCGAGAGGAGGAUAAUGCCACUGCAGCCCUGGUCGAGCUUGACCGGGAAGUCAACUAUGCUUUGGUCCCCAGGGAAAUCCCAGGCACCAGGGGUCCCUGGAACGUGGUGUUUGUGCCCCAUUGCUCAGGCGAGGAGUUUCUCAGUCGCGUGUCCCACUUCCUGGAGCAACAGGGGAAGACGGUGGAGAGUGUGGCCUGCGCCCUGGGGCUGGGGCUGGGGCUGGGGCUGCGCAGGGUGUGCUGGCUCCAAGCGGUCAGUCAGGCGGUCCGGCCUUGGGUGGAGACCCUGCGAUACCAGCGCCUGGGCAUGUUUUCCGGGAGGGGCCAGCCGGCCCCAGGGGAGGAGUCCUUUGAGGCCUGGCUAGACCACGCCGCAGACAUGCUGCGUGGGUGGCAGGGAGUCUCCGAAAGGGAGAGGAGGAGGAGGCUGAUGGAAGGCCUUCGAGGGAGCCUGCAGCUCAUGCACCAGCUUCUGGCAGAGAAUCCUGCCAGGACAGCACAGGACUGCCUGGAAGCCCUGAUCCAGGUAUUUGGAGACAACAAGUCCCAGGCGACCACCUGGGUGAAGUGUUUGACCGCUCAGCAGCAGUCAGGCGAGCGUCUCUCUGCUUUUGUGUUGAGGCUGGAAGUCCUGCUGCAGAAAGCCAUCGAGAAAGGGGCCCUGGCCAGAGCCUCAGCUGACCAUGUGUACCUGAGGCAGGUGCUCACCACCAACCUUAUUGAGCCGUUGGAUGAAGCGCUGAGGAAGCUGAGAAUGGUUGGGAGGUCUCCAAGUUUCCGGGAGAUGCUGGGGCUCAUUCGGGAGUCUGAGGCAUGGGAGGCCAGUCUAGCCAGGAGAGAGAGAGCCCAGGUGGAGGAAGGUGCUGGUGCCUGGGCCAAUGCCCAGGCUGAUGCCAGAGCCAAUGCUAAGGCAGAGGAUGACAAGGUGGAGGAGAAGGAGCAGGAGGAGGAGGGUGGUGACGACCAUGACCCAGCCCCUGCGGGGCUAGAUCAGGCAGGACCCUCAGAGGCCCCCAGGGGCCCCGCCCCUGCCCAGAUGGGCAGUGCUUCCGGAGUGGGCCCAGGAGGGCCUGGCGGUGACCCAGAAGUCCUCGCAAGGGCAGGAGGCCGAGCAGACCCCCAGGAGGGGCUGAAGUCCAUCCAGGAGAAGCUGGGAAACGAGGACAGGGCUGAGGAGAUGAGCCGCCCUGAGUCCUCCUCGGGCAAGUAG